CGAAUGGGCGUCAAGGCCACUCUCAAGAUGGCGGCAAAAGGACGGCGCUAAGAUAAUGCCACUCCCAAGAUGAAGGCAGGGGGCUGGCCCCGGAGAAAGAGCGGAAGUGAGGAGACGCUGAGUGCAGGGAUUGGGGAGGACAGUAAUGGCAUCAACCUGAUGGAGUUCUCAGAUGAGAUUCUUUUGCACAUCCUGAGCUACGUUCCUUGCACAGACCUUGUUCUGAAUGUGAGGAGAACCUGCAGAAAGCUUGCAACUCUUUGUCUUGACAAGAGUUUAACCCACAUGGUGCUACUUCAUAAAGAAUAUCAGGUCAACAAGGACAAAGUGAAGCAGCUAAUGAGGGGGAUUGGAAAAGAGAUCCACCAGCUGAACAUGGCUGGCUGCUACUGGCUCCCCAGUCACACCAUUGACCAUGUAAUACGAUGCAAGAACCUGGUGAAGCUGAACUUGUCUGGCUGCCAUCUCACCUCCCUCCGCCUCUCCAAGAUACUCUCCGCUCUCCAGCACUUGCGCUCACUGGCAAUUGAUGUAAACCCUGGUUUUGAUGCCGGCCAGUUAAGCAGUGAAUGUAAAGCCACCCUUAGUCGUGUACUGGAGCUCAAGCAGACCCUUUACACACCGUCAUAUGGAGUGGUUCCAUGCUGCACCAGCCUUGAGAAACUGCUGCUCUAUUUUGAGAUCCUAGACCGAUCCCGAGAAGGCUUAAUUUUGUCUGGGCAGCUGAUGGUGGGUGAAAGUAACGUCCCCCACUACCAGAACCUUCGUGUCUUUUAUGCUAGGUUGGCUCCUGGCUAUGUCAAUCAGGAGGUGGUGAGGCUGUAUCUGGCAGUGCUAAGUGACCGGACCCCAGAGAAUCUUCAUGCCUUCCUCAUUUCUGCCCCUGGCAGUUUUGCAGAGAGUGGAACCACUAAAAACCUUUUGGACUCCAUGGCUCGAAAUGUAUCUUUGGAUGCUUUGCAAUUGCCCAAAUCCUGGAUUAAUGGCUCUGGCCUCCUUCAGCACUUGAAAUUCAACAACCCUUUCUACUUCAGCUUUAGCCGUUGCACCUUAUCUGGUGGCCACCUGAUCCUGCAGGUUAUUAAUGGAGGGAAGGACCUCAAAAGCUUGACCAGUUUGAAUCUCAGUGGCUGCAUUCGCUGUCUGUCUUCUGACUCCUUGUUUCGGAAGGCAGAAGAUGAUAUUGACAGCAGCAUUCUGGAGAGUCUGGUUGUUUCCUGCUGCAAUCUGAGACAUCUGAACCUUUCUGCUGCCCACCAUCACAGCUCGGAAAGCCUAGGGAAGCAUUUGUGCCAGCUCCUGGCACGGCUAAAGCACCUGCUGUCUUUGGCGCUGCCGGUUUGCUCCAUCACAGAUGUUUCUACAAAUACAGACAAGCCACCUGUGCAGUCUAUGACUAAUGUGGUGCCCCCAGGCCUUGGAAAGAAAAUCCGGAUUGGGGUGCCAACAUACACCAAGAACUUCUUGGAGCAGUCAAAUCAGAAAUCUCAAUCCUCUGUUUUUUGGACUCUAUUGGAGAACCUCCCAUUUUUGAAAAACUUGGAGUUAAUUGGGUCCAACUUUUCCUCUGCCAUGCCCCGGAAUGAGCCAGCAAUUCGGAACUCACUGCCCCCUUGCAGCCGGGCACGGAGCGUUGGGGAUUCAGAGGUGGCUGCCAUUGGCCAGUUGACCUUUUUGCAGAACCUCACUUUAGCACAGCUGCCUAGUAUCCUGACUGGUUCUGGACUUGUUAGCAUUGGAUUGCAAUGCCAGCAUCUGCGGAGUCUCUCAUUAGCCAACCUGGGCAUGAUGGGAAAAGUGGGCUAUACAUCUGCCCUCAUGGACAUGCUGAAGCACUGCAAGUGCUUGAGGGAUCUCAGGCUAGAGCAGCCGUACUUCAAUGCUAACACCCAGUUCUUCCAGGCACUGAGUCAUUGUUCUGCUCUCCAGCGCCUUUGUAUCAUCUCCCGGAGUGGGACUCUGCAGUUUGAUGCAGUGAUGUCAUUCAUGGCCAACUGCCUUGAGGUCGUCAUGUGCCACAUGUUUAUGGGAGAAUCUCUCACAGUUUGCAAAACUCUUCAGCAGACCAUUUUACAGAGGCCAGCUCCCCUCUUCUCCCUCCCUCGGCGGCUGCUUUCCAGCAUCCUUUGAAUUUUCAAAAUGGCUAACCUGGUUAGAAGUAAUGAUAAAAGGAUGGAUGAGGCCUGGCUAUUAACAUGGUUGCUGUUAGCAGCAGGAUCUCAGCCAUAAAACAUGAAGCAAGGGAGACAUUGACCUUUCUGCUGUUUUGAAAUGAAUGGAGACAUCAAUAUCUAUUGUUUUCAGUGGCAUUGACCUCUGACACUCUCACUUCUCCUUCUCCCUCGCUCUUUUAUUUCCUCCUGAUGCUUGGGGAGAGGGGUCAGUUUGUACCAUCUAUUGAUCCUGAUCUUACUUGGUGAUAGGGAAAUAAUUAGAAUUGUAAAAGAUCUACAACAUACUAGCACUAUAUAUACACAUACAUACAUCCAUCCUCCCCCCCGCCCCCCCAUGGAAAUUCAGAACUCCUAGAUCUGAAAGAAGGUCGAUCAAUUUAGGUUUAUUUACUAAAUGUUUUUUAUUUUAGCUUUGUAAAUGCUCAAGUGUAGCAUUUUAUGUUACUGUCACAGGAGUCUGGAUGCCUGGUGCCUUGUUUUAUUUAUUUAUUUUUUGUAAGUAGCCCCUCUUAUGUGAACAACUUCUACGCACUGAGAAUGUGAAAUCAGGCAUUGCUAAUUAGCUGUAUGACAAUUAAGUAAUGUAGCACAAAACCAUUAGGACAUCGGAUUUGUUUUUGAAGUUUCUCCUUUGAAGUGGAUGCUGCAACUCUGCCCAAGGCUGCUAGGGAAAUGUUUUUUUGUCAGAAUUUUCUUUGAAAAAUGUCAGUGUCAAGUCCCUGUUCUGUUGAGAAUCUCCUAUAUUCACUCCUAUAUAAACAGAGGGUGAAACUUUGUUGUCAAAAUGUUGAAUUUAAAAAAAGACAUUUAAGGAGCAGUUGGUCUCUAAGUAACAUCCUCUUUUUUGGUAUAACUGUUGCCGGAACCGUUGUUUCGGCUUGCUGUAUGAGAAUUGUGUUACAAUGAGUAUGUUACACCAAUAACACGAAAGCUAGAGGAGGUGGCUCCCAAAAUCAAGAAUUAGCUUGUGUUGUGCUAAAUGACACCAGGAACCCAAGCAGCCUGUUUGCAAAUGACUGACAAACUCCUCAGUUUUAACAGCUCCAUCUGUGCACUUGUUUCACAUUUGUAUUUACAGCUCGCUCUUUGGUCAUAAUAGUGAACCACAUUCUCAAUGUGCAAUUUUUCCAUGUACAUUUGUGGCAUGUAAAAGAUUUCAAAUAAAGAGUGAAACUGAUUUUAAAACAGGUCCA
Molecule: messenger RNA, 3367 nt
Organism: Mauremys mutica (yellowpond turtle)
Lineage: Eukaryota; Metazoa; Chordata; Testudines; Geoemydidae
Gene: FBXL18
Product: F-box and leucine rich repeat protein 18
Exons: 5
Coding region: 70-2130 (686 amino acids)
Biological process (GO): SCF-dependent proteasomal ubiquitin-dependent protein catabolic process
Cellular component (GO): SCF ubiquitin ligase complex
Molecular function (GO): protein binding
Source: RefSeq, a predicted model, not a curated record